Molecule: messenger RNA, 1325 nt
Organism: Argiope bruennichi
Lineage: Eukaryota; Metazoa; Arthropoda; Arachnida; Araneae; Araneidae
Exons: 3
Coding region: 49-894 (281 amino acids)
Source: RefSeq, a predicted model, not a curated record
AUCCAGCUUCACCACAGGAGGCAACAUUUGAAUGAGAAGAUUCCAAUAAUGUCAAGUCACAAGAACACCAUCGCCCAUCUGGUGACUGUCCUCAUCUUGAUGCUUGGAUCACCGAUUCACUCCGGCUUCACAGAUCCCCUUAACACUCAGAACGUGGAUCACAUGAUCACUUCGCUUCAGACACCGGAAAUACUGGAUAACACUACCAUAGCGGUGAAUAAAGGGAGUCGGCAGUCUAUCUUCCCUGGGGCUUUUCCGCCAGCCCUUGCUAGCCUGGGCAGUUUCGGUUCUCUGGGCGGCCUGAGGACCGUCAUGAUGGGCGGCAUGCUGUAUGGCCUGUCCCUCAUUCCGGCCAUCAUGCUCUCACUAAGCGGGAAUGGCGUUGCUCUGGGCGGACUUCUCAGCUCCAUGGGACUCAGCAAGAGGACCUUUCCUGAAACCAGCUCUGCCAAGAUGCCCCUACUGACCGAAUCUCAGACCAAAAGGUUGCUCCAGAUGUUGCAGUCAGCUUUCAAACAGUGGAAUGUUGCUGACGAACACUGCAAACAGUUAUUUGUUUGCCAAAUGUACAGACAAGUGUCCAAUAAUGGAGUGACACCUGAUCUGGAGCUGUUCAAGGAAGCUUUGCUUCAUAUAUUAGAACGGGGCGGACAACGACGGGCUGGAAAAGCCGCAGAGCACCUGUUGGCAGAAUAUGAGCACUACUUUGCAGCCGCUCGAAUGGGUUUGAAACAAGAGAACUGCGAAGGCCAUUACACCAAGUGCUCUCUCAGUCUCUACCCUUCCAACGAUGGAUUCAAAAGUGAAAGGAACACCGCCUUGACAAAGAAGAAGGUACAGGAGUUGCCUAAAAUUGACAGUCUGGAUAACCCGAUCAGAAAAAUAUCCAACUAAAUCUCUGCAAAUGUAAUCUUGAAAACAGUGUAAUAGGAUCUGGCGUUUUUUUUCAAACGACAAUUUUUCAUUGAAAGGAUGCAUUUUGAAGUGGGAAUAUUGGUAAUACGGUAAUUUCUCUUUUUCUUGAACCAACUUCAUAAAUCAUCUAAUGUGCUAUUUUUACAAAACUGAAGAAUGUUUGACUCCAAAUCAAAUGACUCAAAGAUUUGAUUCAUUAUCAUUUAAAAUCUUGGAAUUAUUUUCUUCAUCAAACUUUGUUUCCAAGGACUUAAAGAAGAGUGGAAAUAUUUCUGGUGCUAUCUAAUUUUUUGCAGAUUAAAAAAAAAUGAUAUUUAUUUGAAAAAUCUUGUUUUAGAUUCGAAAUGCAUAAUAAUUUUACGUUAAAAGGAAUAACAUCAUUUCUCAAGAAGGUGGGAGAUCAUGGGAAG